AUUGGCGUGAUUGAUAGUCACCUCGGGAGAGGCGCGUACGAUCGCACGCUCGCUCGCUCGCCCGCUCGCUCGCCAGCUCUCUCGCUCCGCGCAUUUGUCACUCGGGCCGGUGUCUUUCUCCACGCGAACACGCAGCCGUGCGUAAAUCGAUCACCCGCUCGCUCAUCGGGAAACGUAUCAAUGAGGACGAGGUGGCCUGUGAAAUUCCUCGCGUCCAUCUGAAGGAAUUUCUUCUUUUCUUUUCUUUUCUUUUUUCACCGAUUGUGGAAAAGUUUCCAAGGACCGCAGUUGGAGAAGAAGCCGCUGGCGAGAGGCGCACUUUAUUCCGGAGCUCUCGCAACAUGGUCCGGCAGCCGAUGAGGAGGUGAAGACGCCUCGCCUCGCCUUCCUCGCCUCGCCACGCCUCGCCUCGCGCUUCCUUCUCUCAACGGCUCCAUCGCACAAGUCGCUUCCCACCGCCAGUCGCCCGGCGUCAUGGCGUCCAGUCUGACGUGCGCCGGCGUGGUGUGGGCGUUGCUGUCCCUGCUGUGCGCCGCCGCCUCCUGCGUGGGCUUCUUCAUGCCCUACUGGCUUCUGGGCACGCAGAUGGACAAAGCCGUGUCUUUCGGGACCUUCCGGCGCUGCUCGUACCCGGUGCGCGACGAGGAGCGUCAGGCCACCGUCAUGCUGGAGCAGUGCGGCCGCUACGCCUCCUUCCACGGCAUCCCCAGCCUGGAGUGGCGCAUCUGCACGGUGGUGACGGGCGUCGGCUGCGGCCUCCUCCUGUUGGUGGCGCUGACGGCGCUCAUGGGCUGCUGCAUCUCCGAGCUCAUCUCGCGUACCAUCGGUCGCGUGGCCGGGGGCAUUCAGUUUGUGGGAGGCCUGCUCAUCGGAUCCGGCUGUGCGCUCUACCCGCUCGGAUGGGACAGCGAGGAAGUGCAACAGACGUGCAGCAACAGCUCAGACCAGUUUCAGCUCGGCUCCUGCCAGAUCGGCUGGGCCUAUUACUGCACGGGGGCCGGGGCGGCGGGCGCCAUGCUACUGUGCGCCUGGUUGUCGUGUUUUGCCGGCAAGAAGCAGAAGCAGUACCCGUACUGAAGGUCGGAGGUGCUCUGACGACGGUGUACGGCGAGGGAAAAACUGCAGGGACUCUUUCAUAAUGCAGCACACACACACACACACACACACAAACAACACUGCUCAAAAAAACAAAAACAGAAGGAAGGCGUACAGUGAACCAACGCAUAUUGGCAAAUCCUCUAUUUGUAGAUUUUUUUUUUUUUAAUCCUGUGUUAUCUGCUUUUUUUGUUCAGACCACAGCCAUAUCAAAUUUGAAAAUAUUACUUUGGUGUUGGUCCUGAGGAAAGGAAGGACUUCAUUUGGUCAGGCUCUUGUCUUGUCUAAUAGGUAAAAAGUGUUUUGGCGCCCUCUUGUGGCACGAGUAGGAAUGAGGAGCUUUUUUGGGUGUGCACUGAUUUGCUCGCAAAAUGUUGAUGAUUUGAGUCAAGGUGGUUGACUGUACCUACAUUUCAGGACGGACCCAACGUGAACUGUAAUCGUUUGCGGGUCACCUGGUUUGAGUGAGUGGACAUUGUUCAAUGUUUCAGUACGCCAAGGUUGUGAAAAGCUCAAUUCUUACCUACCGGGUCGGUCAGGAUGGAACACUGUCCAAGGACGUCCACUUUUCCAUGAGUCUUCCAUUGGGUCUCUGUUGUGACCUGCAAACGGAGGCACUUUCUGGUGUUGCUGCAUUUUUUCAAGGAUUUUGCUAAUUGCCAUCACACUCUUAUCAAUGUUAUCCAUGCGGAGAACAUCUUUGGAAAAAGGCAGCUGGAGUCAAAGGACUCGUGGGAACACCUGUACCAAUCCUUGUCAGCUGGGCGUUCAAACAUUUCAAGAAGGUCAAAGGUCAGAGCGCAUUUGAGGUUCAUCGGGAAAUUUCACGCAUUUGGUGUGCUAGCUACACACACGCGCACGCACGCAGCUGUUUGUGAUGCUUGAUUUAUGGAACCACUUGUCUUUCUCUUCAACCUGUUGAUGUUUUUGUGUCCUGUGAUGAAGACUUGCGUAGCAAUAUGAUUUCCCACUUCAAUGUAACGUGAAGUGUUCUUCCUCACCUGUCUCAUCGUUGCCUUAAAGCCCCGAAAUGCAAUAACCCCCAAAAAAAGAAGGCCGCAUAUCUUCUAUGUUGUGUAUGAUCACGUACUUUUAUCAUCAUGGCACGUUUCGUUUUGUAUUCACGCCUCAAAUGAUUCUGUUUUUGUAAAUAAAUGUUGAUGGAAAA
Messenger RNA from Syngnathus acus (greater pipefish), 2263 nucleotides. Its product is annotated as LHFPL tetraspan subfamily member 6 protein. The transcript has 4 exons. Bases 475 to 1077 code for a protein of 200 amino acids. NCBI's taxonomy places the organism in Eukaryota, Metazoa, Chordata, Actinopteri, Syngnathiformes, Syngnathidae. The record is from RefSeq and is a predicted model, not a curated record. Gene Ontology annotation, cellular component: membrane.